ACAGAGUGAAGGACUUGGGCUGUGCCACCCGAGGGUGUGCAGUGCGAGGUUGGGCGAGGAAUCCGUGUGUGAAGAGCGCGCGAGAUGGGGCUAAAAAUAGCCACCGAGCAAGACGGCUGUGGUAAAACGGGCCGAUAAUAGUUUGGUGAAUGGGGAGUUGAGAAUCACAGUAAAGGAGUGUGACUCGAUCGGGAAUACUCAAGUCGUGCGUGUGGUGACCGAUUAGAGCGGCCUGAUAAGACAGUCUUGCCAAAGUGUGGGACUGGAGAACACCUUGAGACCCAGUUGAUGAUGCACUGGGCGCAGGAGAGGAUCGCUGACGGGGCGUGAGUGUGAUCGAUGAUCGUGAUCAGCUGUUGUCAUUUGUCUUCACGCUGAGGAGCGCGCGCUUUCGCGAAACGGGGAUUAUUUUUAGUGGACAAGGUGAAAAUAGCUUCGACUGUAUUUAUAGCAUUCUCAAACAUUGCACGAGAGAUAACCCGUGAGGAAGCCACCCAGUAUAUCGGCAUAGUGAAUAAGGUCGCUGGAUUGAAGUGUGUCAAAAAGAGCGCGUCGAUCAAGCCGCUUUUCCAAACACGGUUUGUGUGCGAAGUUGAUUGGAAAAUUUUCACCGGAGACAUUCUCCAUUGAGGGAUUCGCGCUCUGCGUGCUCCACGCACCAAGGCGAGAUAGCGAGAAAGAGUGAGAGAUUGAAUUUGUACGGUGUGCGGUGCGAAAUCUGUGGUGUGUGAUCGGAGGGAACGCAUCAGUUGCAGAGGCGCGAUCGCGAUCUAUUUUUGUGUGUUGGUGCACCUAAAUAUGGAACUCUUGGCCCAGCUUCCUGGGCCCAUCGCGCGUUAUCAGUGAGUUAAUCUCCACAUCCAGCAUCCGCUCUCGACUGGGCGGCCAAACAAUCAAUCGACCAGUGAUCGCGAGGUCGUGGGAGGGCGAGAGAGAACAGUGUGUGCGUGUGUGAGGCGAAAUUGGGUGUUGAUCGCCGACCUCUUCUCAAUCACUCUCAAUCACCGCCGUCGUCACAACAAGCGCGCAGCGCUCAAGAUCGCCGAGCUGACAAGAGAUCGCGAGUGAUCCUCGCCGCCCCUGCAGGUCUACAGGGUGUAUUUGUAUUGUGUGUACUGAUUUUGGCGGAAUAGAGCCACCAUGCGGAACGCGGUAGUGCUUCUGUGCGUGGCAAUCGCGGCCGUGGCGGCGGCUGACAACAAUGCCACCGUGGAGAGCAGCGACAGUGAGUGCGAAGAUGGACUGCUCGUGCCCGUGUGGCAGCCGACGAGCAAUCUCACGUUCGGCGAUCGCUUCUCACGCGGUCUCGUGUACUUCCUCGUGAUGAUCUACCUCUUUAUCGGCGUGUCGAUAGUGAGUGACCGCUUCAUGGCGGCCAUCGAGGUGAUCACGUCCAAGGAGAAGGAGGUGAAGAUCCGCAAGCCCGACGGCGAGACGCAGAUCGUGGUGGUGCGCGUGUGGAACGAGACUGUGGCCAAUCUCACCCUGAUGGCCCUCGGCUCGAGCGCCCCGGAGAUCCUGCUGUCCAUCAUUGAGAUCAUCGCGAAGAACUUCAAGGCGGGCGACCUGGGACCCGGCACCAUCGUGGGCUCAGCCGCGUACAACCUCUUCGUGAUCAUUGCCAUCUGCGUGAUGGUGAUCCCCAAGGGGGAAGUGCGCAAGAUCAAGCACUUGCGUGUAUUCUUCGUGACGGCCACGUGGUCGGUGUUCGCGUACAUUUGGCUCUACCUGAUCCUGGCCCAAGUCACACCGGGCCGCGUGGAUGUGUGGGAGGGCUUCCUCACGUUCCUCUUCUUCCCUGCCACCGUGCUCACGGCCUAUAUUGCUGACAAACGUCUCCUGAUCUAUAAGUACAUCGGGAAGCAGUAUCGCAUGAAUAAGCGCGGUGUGAUAGUCCAGGUUGAGGGUGAUGCGGGCCUAGAGAUGAACAAUCGCGAGGAUGGUCUCAAGGAGAUCAAUGACUUCGAGGAGGCGCGUCGCGAGUACAUAUCCACGCUGAAGGAUCUGCGGAAGAAGUAUCCGCAGCACGACCUGGAGAACCUGGAGGUGAUGGCGCAGGAGCAGCUGAUGAAUCGCGGACCCAAGUCUCGGGCAUUCUAUCGCAUUCAAGCUACCCGCAAGAUGAUGGGUAGCGGUAAUAUUAUGCGGAAGAUCUCCGAACGCGCGCAGAGCGACCUCAGCGAGGUGAAGGCCGAGCUGCAGCGCGUGGACAUCGACGAGGUGGACGACGACAACAUCUGCAAGGUGUUCUUCGAACCUGGCCACUACACUGUCAUGGAGAACUGCGGGGAGUUUGAGGUGCGUGUCGUGCGCCGCGGAGAUCUUUCGUGUCACAUUACUGUCGAUUUCGAGACGGAGGACGGGUCCGCCGAGGCGGGCAGCGACUACGUGGGAAAGAAGGGAACACUGACAUUCGCGCCCGGAGUCGAUGAGCAGCGCUUCUCCAUUGAAGUAAUCGACGACGAGGUGUUCGAGCAGGAUGAACACUUCUAUGUGCGCCUCAGUAAUGUCUCCGACCCGGCCAUUCUCGCAACACCCAAAGUCGCCACCGUUAUGAUCCUCGAUGACGAUCACGGUGGCAUCUUCGCGUUCAGCUCCAAAGAUCACGAAGUCGUUGAGUCCGUGGGCACGUACGAGAUCAAAGUGCAGCGCUUCUCGGGCGCGCGCGGAAAAGUGAUCGUGCCGUACUGGGCGGAGGACGGAACCGCCAAGGCGGGAAAGGACUAUGAACCCCUUCAAGGAGAGCUGGAGUUUGACAACAACGAAAUUGAAAAAAUGAUUCCUCUCGUGAUCCUGGAGGAGGGCAGCUACGAAAAGGAUGUGCUAUUGUAUGUAAAUUUGGGGGAGCCUCAGAUGGUCGGAGAUGAAUUAGCGUCACUUGUUCAGGAAGCAGAAGCCAAAGCGCCCGAGGACCUCACAGAGGAGGACAAAAUGGCCCUUCUGGGACGACCGAAGGCCGGCGAUGUCAUCCGUUCACAGAUUCGGAUAAAGGAGAGCAAGGAAUUCAAAAACACUGUGGAUAAACUGGUCCAGAGAGCAAAUGCAUCCCUCCUCAUUGGCACUUCGUCGUGGAAGGAGCAGUUCACGGAGGCGCUAACAGUCAGUGCAGGUGACGACGGCGGAUCGGACGAGGGCGACGGCGAGGAGCCGACUCCGAGUUGCUCCGACUACAUAAUGCAUUUCUUGACUCUAUUCUGGAAGAUUAUAUUUGCCUUUAUUCCACCUACAGAUAUGUCUGGCGGGUAUUUGUGCUUUGUCAUAUCAAUCUUCUGCAUUGGGGUCGUAACUGCAAUCAUUGGCGACGUGGCAUCCCACUUUGGUUGUACACUGGGCAUCAAAGACUCCGUGACAGCCAUCGUCUUUGUUGCUCUUGGCACAAGUAUACCAGACACAUUUGCCAGCAAAGUGGCCGCCAUUCAGGACAAGUAUGCAGACGCGAGUGUGGGAAAUGUUACCGGCAGCAAUGCAGUUAAUGUCUUCUUGGGCAUCGGCGUGGCGUGGACAAUAGCGGCCGUCUAUCAUGCCGCCAGAGGUCAAGUUUUCGAGGUGGAGCCAGGAAACCUGGCCUUUUCGGUGACUCUCUUCUGCACUGAAGCAGUCGUUGCCAUCAUCGUUCUCGUGAUGCGGCGCUCCAAGUCAAUCGGCGGAGAAUUGGGCGGACCCACCACGCCAAAGUAUAUCACCGCAACGUUCUUCGUGGGACUCUGGGUAUUCUACCUGGUCAUGAGCAGUUUAGAAGCGUAUGGCGUCAUAAAGGGUUUCUAAAUGACACACAUAAGUCAAGUGUAGAAUAUUUAAUUAAAAUCCCCCGAUUUUUUGUAAAAACGCCCCAAACGUGGAUCAAAAACAAUUUUUUUUUUGUAAUCGAGUGCAACGAAAAUUUGCUAAGUUCUUUUCUCUUUAUCCAGAAAGAAGUGACAUAGAUAGAAAGAAAAAGAAAAUGGAAGAUUGUUUAUAAGAGCAAUAUGUAAAAAGUGAGAGAAAUAUCCAACUAAAAUCAUACUUUUAGGUUAGUUAAAUAGAAUGAGAAUGAGAUGGUAAAUCAAUAGCAACAGGAAACAGAAAAUGGGAAGAUGUUACGGAUGAAUUGAAAAUAGUCAAUUUUAUACGAAUAAAACAUAGCUGAUGAAGUAGAGAAUGAUCGCGAUAGAUAUUGAAAUAAUUUUUCCAAUAUAUUUCGACCUACUUUCAUCCUCAAAAGCUAUCUUAAACUUCACUUUCUACUCUUUUUUUUCGCCAAAUAUGUAUUUAAAACAUCCCCAAUUUAGCGUAAAUCGCUGAAAUUGUGUUCUACCGAAGAGAAAUUGUACGCAAACCAACAAACAGUAUGAAGAUAUUCUUAAGUAAUCAUAUUUGAAUAGAUUAUGAAGAGCAAAGCUGGAAUGGAGAACAUUUUGUACAUGUCUUAUUUAGUAACAUGAUUAAUAUACCACGAUUUUGUACAUACAUACUAUUGUACAUAUUGCAACAUAUAUUUGAGUUGUAUAGACAAUUAAUUGCCAUCUUUUUCGACACCGUUAGAAAGCGUUGUCUUCAAACCGAAUUAGCGUUUGGUUUCAAUUUUUUGGAGAUUUCUUUUGGAUGAGAGAGAAGAUCGGCUAAAUUGCUCGAGAAGGCGUAACUUAUUAGUUGUUUCUUGCCAGAACAACACAGCGAAUUAUGUAAACAUGUCGGGAACAAAGACAACAACAUUCAUCCCUGCUGAAAAUGAUUUAUUUGAGAUAAAAAAAAAUUAAUAUGCGACUAAAAGUGUUUUAUCUGUGUGAAUUGAACUUCUUGCCAAUGAGUUCACGCACUGGAUGUCAUUGUGAAUGGCUUUUUUGAAAUCGCAAAUGCAAAUUGUCAGCAAUUGCAGAGCGAGAUCUUCAAAUUGUUUUUAGUGUAACUUUAUAAGAAUGAGAAAAGAUUAGCCUAUGUCGUUCGCUUAGAACGUUUCUUUUCUGUUCUCAAGACAUUACUUCCUUCGCAACAAUAAAUAUUUACACAUUUUUAUUAAUUAAGUUAUUCGACUUACAAAUCAUUAUAACUUUCGAUCAUUAAGCGGCGAUUACACUCUAACUUCUUUUUCACGUGUAAGAUUGUACACCAAAUUCAAUCUGUAUCACAACUACAUUAUUGAGAGUAUUAUUGUUGAAAUGCUGCCAUCAUCAUUAACGAAGUGAUGAGUAUUAGCGUUAAUCACAUUAAUUCAUCUACUCCACCCAUUAAUAAAUGUCAUAUGACUUCUUCUUCAUUAACUAUUAUUAUUUCCGAACUACUUGAACUGUUUCUUUCUCACGUACGGCUUUCACCGGACUUACUGUAGGAAGAAAUGUAACACCCUCGCUAGAUAAAUACUUCCGGACGUAGUUGGAAAAGGUGAAGCAUGGAUGAGCUCUUAUUUGUGUGGAAGCGGCUAUAAAGUCCUGGUUCGUUGAAAACUCUCCAUGAAGUCGUAAAUCUAGUCAAUAAAUAUCCUUCAAUAACUUAAGUCAUUUUUUUUUAAAUACAACUAUAACAGUAAGUGUUGAAUGGUGGUGAAAAAAAAACUACUAUACAAUUGACAGUAAGAAUUCCACCAAAAUCCGUGAAAAUGUCAAAGAGGAAGGAAAUAACUCGUAGAAUAAAUUUAUGUGAUACAUUAAAGUGAAACAAAAUAAUACUAUGUAAUAUCGAAUCAAAGUCCAACUUAUUGAAUGUAAAGAGAGAUGAAGAAGCUAUUGAUUGUUGAAUUUUUAAAUUUGUGUAAUAGUUGUAUAGAAAAUUGACUAUCUUUCGGGUGUGAAUAAUGGACCUUCCUGACAUUUACUUUGCAUCUCGUGAUCGUUUGUGAACCAGAACCUUAAGGCAAAAUAGACGGAAAUUCUCAGCCAAUGGGUAAUAAUCAAUAAAGAAAGAAAAAAUGUAAGUCAAAUCGUUGAAUAACGUAAAAAUGUACCACCUAAAUGAAAAUUUUAGUGACCUCUCAAUCAUUUUUUCAAUUUUUCUCCAAAUAACAUUUCUUACGUGUUUAAGAAUAAGUCUUCCGUUCCAUUUUUCAAAACAAACAAAUGUGUCUUUUCUUUCUCUUUUGAGCCUAACAUUUGUCUACUUUUCUCCACAUCCUCUCUAACUCAAAACUGUCUCUAAACGUAACAUAUUUGCAAGAUAUUACUCAAAAUAGAAUUAAAUUCUACUCUAUGUAUAUUUCUAACCUCUCUAUCAACUUUCCACAUGAAUAUUACUACUGGCAAGAGUAAUUAAAAAAAAUAAA
Messenger RNA from Phlebotomus argentipes, 6232 nucleotides. RefSeq names its product sodium/calcium exchanger 1 (gene Calx). The record is from RefSeq and is a predicted model, not a curated record. Lineage: Eukaryota; Metazoa; Arthropoda; Insecta; Diptera; Psychodidae. Gene Ontology annotation, cellular component: postsynapse; axon; sarcolemma. The coding region runs from base 1141 to 3765 and encodes 874 amino acids. Gene Ontology annotation, molecular function: calcium:sodium antiporter activity. Gene Ontology annotation, biological process: cell communication; calcium ion import across plasma membrane; sodium ion transmembrane transport. The transcript has 9 exons.